Messenger RNA from Brenthis ino (lesser marbled fritillary), 1290 nucleotides. The record is from the annotation of a GenBank genome assembly. NCBI's taxonomy places the organism in Eukaryota, Metazoa, Arthropoda, Insecta, Lepidoptera, Nymphalidae.
AUGGCAAAAUAUCAAGGAAAAGUUUAUCUUGGAUAUGAAGAAGAGAUGAUAACUGAAAGAAACAAGACCCAGUUGAACUAUUCAAUCAAUAAGAUUGGCGGCCUACCAAAUUGGCCCGCUUUAGAAAAUAUCCAAUUUUCAAUUAAAUGUCCAUUGUGCAGCUUACACAGGUUAUUAAUAGUUCAAUGUUAUGCUCCAUUGGAAGGAUCUAUUUAUCAUCGCACAUUGUAUGUGUUUGCUUGCAUUAAUCCUCUAUGCUGGACUCAAUCUGAAAGUUGGAGUUGUGUUAGGUGUCAAGUUCAUGAUGAACCAAGUAGAACUAACACAGUUGUGGCAAUGCCCAGUGUUGACUCAAAUAUGAGCUGGUGUAAAGGAUCAGAUGAUUGGGAUGAAAAUGAUAAUGGUGACUCAUCAAAUGGAAAUAUUAUGAAUAUUGACAAUGCCCCUAGUCCUAAUAAUGGCAUACAAAGAAAUUCUGAUGAAGAAGAUGAAAGUAAUUCAUAUGAUUUAGAAACAGUUGAACAAGCACUUGGAAACUUGCAAGUUGAUGCACACAAUGCCAAUAUGUCACCAGUUCAAGGAGCUGUAGGCGCUGUAGCCGCACCAGUACCAGCAGCAGAAUUAGAAGCUGAAGAUGAAUCUGGACUCGUCAUUGCCGAAACUCCAACUGCACCAAUGAACAAUAUGGCAAUAUUAUUUAACCAGACUGCAGAACUGCCGCCAGAUAUAAGAAGCCGCUUAUUAUGUGGACCAUUGCAAUUUGUAUCAAAAUACAUUUAUGUAGAAGAAGAAUGGAAUAAAAUAUCCAAUGAUGAUGACAAGGUCACUGAAUUACUUAACAAAUACAAAAGGGAUAAUGAAAUAGAAGUAGGCAGUGUAGCAGACAGAGUAGCCGGUGCAGGUAGUGAAGAAGAAUCAUACGAAGAGGCGGCACCAUUGCAUGGAGAUAAACUAUUCCAUGCAUUCCUCACACGCUUGCAUAAUAAUCCUGGUCAGAUAUUAAGAUAUACCAGAGAUGAACCACCACUUCUAGGGGCUCCAUUACCUACUACUGAAAAUGCAUCUGAUUCUCCCUAUAAGCCUACUAUUUGUGUUCGCUGUGGUUCUAGACUCAUAUGUGAAUUACAACUUGUACCGGCGUUCACGGAAACAUUACGCUUAUACCCAAAUAACACACAAUUAUCUCAUUUACACUUUCUAUCAGUUCUCAUUUUCACAUGCUCUCAAAGUUGCUGGCAACCCACUGACAAAUUGGUUGAGGAAAUGGUAAUUUUUCAACCUGAAGUCAUU